Messenger RNA from Parnassius apollo (apollo), 1278 nucleotides. The record is from the annotation of a GenBank genome assembly. Lineage: Eukaryota; Metazoa; Arthropoda; Insecta; Lepidoptera; Papilionidae.
UUGGCACGCAAUAUGAUGCGGUUUUUAAUAUUUGUUACCCUUCUGGCUUUCUGCCGGGGGCAAGGUGAGUUGGGUGACCUGGACUCAGUCAUCAAACAAAUUUUCGGAGACCCCAACAGCCAGACUACAGCGAACCCCUUACCUCAAGCUUCAACGUUGGUACCGGGGAUUUCCGAUAAUGAGGUUGGAGACAAGAGCUGCAAGAUGGAGGACGGCAGAAUAGGCGAAUGCGUCAGAUACUAUUUAUGUAACGCAAACAACUCCGUCAUCACUGAUGGUGUUGGCAUAAUUGAUAUUCGUGUUCGCGACGGCCCUUGCGCCUCCUACAUGGACACGUGCUGUCUCCCACCAGACACAAGGGAUAUUAGCAACCCUAUAACGCCUCCACCCACCACACAAACACAGCGUCAGGGCUGCGGCUGGCGAAACAUCGAAGGCGUGGGGUUCCGCAUCACUGGCGACAAGGACGGCGAGUCCAAAUUCGGUGAAUUCCCCUGGAUGGUUGCCGUUUUGAAUUCGGAUUACGUUGACCCCAGAAUCGAGCCUGUGAACGACAACGAGCCCAACGGCCAGAAGCUGAAUGUCUACGUCGGCGGUGGAUCCCUGAUCCAUCCUAGUAUUGUGCUGACAGCAGCGCACAAUGUCGCCGGAGCUGAAGCUCUAGUGGCCAGAGCUGGAGAAUGGGAUACCCAAACCACUAAGGAGAUCUAUCCACACCAGGAUAGGGACGUGGCCAGAAUCGAAGUUCACAAAGACUUUAACAAAGGCAAUCUCUUCUAUGACAUUGCAUUAUUAUUCCUGGCAAAACCCAUGGAUUUGACACCGAACGUCGGUGUGGUAUGUCUGCCACCACCACGCGAGAGAGUCCCUGGUGGUACUCGUUGCUUUGCUUCCGGUUGGGGCAAGGACAAGUUCGGGAAGGAGGGAAGAUACCAGGUUAUCCUCAAAAAGGUGGAAGUGCCGGUUGUAGAACGGUCGACAUGUCAAACACAACUACGCAAUACACGCCUUGGCCACUUCUUCGAACUGCACACGUCGUUCAUGUGCGCUGGUGGGGAAGCUGGUAAGGACACCUGCAAGGGGGACGGCGGUUCACCACUGAGCUGCCCUAUUGAGUACGAAAAAGAUCGCUACAUGCAGAGCGGCAUCGUGGCCUGGGGAAUCGGUUGCGGUGAAGACGGCACACCCGGAGUGUACGUGGACGUCUCAAACCUUCGCAACUGGAUCGACGACAAAGUGGCCGGCGCUGGCUACGAUCCAAUGACCUACACCAUUUAA